AUGUGCUCCUAGUAUAUAUAUAGCUCAGUUCCAUGAAUGAGCACAUCAGAGUGCAGAGGCUGCCAGCAAGGCUGGUUACUCAUCAUCCAUUUCGCAGUUCUACGAGUAAACCCGUUAUUUCCACCCAGAGAAUAAUGGCGUCUGAUGGAAAGAGACUGAAGGGCCUUGUAGCUGCCACCUUCACGCCAAUGACUCUGAACAGUGCGGUCAAUCUCCCCAUCAUCCAACAAUAUGUAGAUUACUUGGUACAUAAGCAGAAAGUUAAGAAUAUAUUUGUCAAUGGGACAACAGGAGAAGGGAUGUCUCUCAGUGUCCAGGAGAGAAAGAGGCUUACUGAGGAGUGGGUGAAGCAUGCCAGAGGCAAGAUGGACAAUGUAGUUGUACAUGUUGGUUGUCUGAGCCUGGAGGACGCCAAAGAUUUGGCUGCUCACGCUGCUUCCUGUGGAGCUGAUGCCAUCUCUGCUGUUAGCCCUUCAUUCAUGAAACCUUCUUGUCCAGAUGCUCUAGUCAUGUACCUCAAAGAAGUGGCUGCGGCUGCACCAAGCCUCCCGUUCUAUUAUUACCACAUUCCAAGCCUCACCGGUGUAACAUUUCGGGUGAGUGAUCUGACCGGCAGGAUGAAAGCUCACAUCCCAUCAUUCCGAGGAGUGAAGUUCACAGACACCAACCUUUUUGACUUCAGUCUGUGCAUCCAUAGAUAUAAAGAACAUGACUUUCUGUACGGCGUGGACGAGCAACUUUUGGGAGGCUUGGUAUUUGGGGCUUAUGGAGCGGUGGGCAGCACAUACAACUACUUAGGUGCAACCACCAAUACAAUGCUGACUGCGUAUGAGGAAGGAGACCUAGAAAAAGCCAGGGAGAUUCAGUUCGCCAUGCAGGAGUUCAUAGCUUUUGUAUUUGCCCAGGGCUGGGGAUUACCAGAAUUUAAACACAUCAUGUCUACAGUAUCUGGAAUUGACCUUGGACCUCCAAGAGUACCGCUGGUCUCCGGUUUCAAACCAGAGCAUCCAGAAAUAAUCAGAGAAGAAAUGAAGAGGCUAAAUCUUAUAUGAAGAAGCGUUGGCACGACUUGAGUGUAUAAUGGUUGCGACCAGCAAGUCAUUUUUGCUAAAAUUGCAUACGUUCUUUACAGGCCAAACACAAAUUUUAAAACUAAUUUUCUGAAGAUAACACUUUUUAACCACCACUUACAGAAAAUGAAACUGAAGGUAUAGAAGUAAGGGCCUUGAAAGUGUCAUUUAAAAAAUAUGGUGGAAAGGAGGGAUGCAUUCCCUAUGUAAAAACCGUUCUGGAACAUCUAUCCUUAUGUCUCUAUGUUGUGCCACUCCUUUAUCAUUUCUAAUAGAAGUUAUGAAUGAAUUGCAAAAUAUACUGGAAUAAGUUUCAAAAAUGGUACCAAGGAAACUAUCUUGUCCCGCAAAAAUAAGCCCUUAUACAGCUACAUUGGUGGAAAAAUGAAUAACUUCUGACCCCUGGAAUGAGACAACAUAAAAUAACUAUUGUUUUUGCAUGAGACCUGCUAUUAUGCAAAAGAAGUAAACAAAAAAAAA
This is a messenger RNA of Bufo bufo (common toad), 1550 nucleotides long. It is a transcript of the gene NPL, whose product is annotated as N-acetylneuraminate pyruvate lyase. The transcript has 13 exons. Gene Ontology annotation, molecular function: 4-hydroxy-tetrahydrodipicolinate synthase activity; N-acetylneuraminate lyase activity. Lineage: Eukaryota; Metazoa; Chordata; Amphibia; Anura; Bufonidae. The record is from RefSeq and is a predicted model, not a curated record. Gene Ontology annotation, biological process: N-acetylneuraminate catabolic process. Bases 33 to 1052 code for a protein of 339 amino acids.